Molecule: messenger RNA, 961 nt
Organism: Coregonus clupeaformis (lake whitefish)
Lineage: Eukaryota; Metazoa; Chordata; Actinopteri; Salmoniformes; Salmonidae
Gene: med22
Product: mediator complex subunit 22
Exons: 4
Coding region: 107-529 (140 amino acids)
Biological process (GO): regulation of transcription by RNA polymerase II
Cellular component (GO): mediator complex
Molecular function (GO): transcription coregulator activity
Source: RefSeq, a predicted model, not a curated record
GUCAUGAACAAUCGACGGCAGUGGGGAUUUUGAACGGAAUGUUUCUAUUUUCAUAAAUAGUAUAUUUCAAUGUAUUAGGAGGGGUUUGUUUACAUUCCUGAAUACGAUGGCCAAUCAAAGAGCGCUCCCUCAAAGCAAGGAGAGUCUUCUUCAGAACUACAACAAAAGACUGAAGGAUGAUAUCAGGUCGAUUCUAGACAACCUCACGGAAAUCAUCAAAACCGCAAAGGUAGAGGAUGAGACACAGGUCUCUCGGGCUACACAGGCUGAGCAGGACCACUAUGAGAUGCACGUCAGAGCAGCCAACAUCGUGCGUGCGGGCGAGUCCCUGAUGAAGCUAGUGUCGGACCUGAAACAGUUCCUGAUCCUCAACGACUUCCCGUCGGUCAACGAGGCCAUCAGCCUGCAGAACCAGCAGCUGCGCUCGCUGCAGGAGGAGUGCGACAAGAAGCUCACCUCGCUCCGUGAUGAGAUCGCAAUCGACCUGUACGAGCUAGAGGAAGAAUAUUACUCCUCCAGGUACAAGUAGGCUCAUUCUGCACAGUCGCAGUUCAUGUGGUCCACUCUAUCAUGACCUAUUGCCCCUAUUCCCCCUCACCUUCGUGCCUUAUGAAGAGUUGAUCUUACCCCACCACCUCAGUCCUUUAGUGUCUCUGUAUGUUGCGUCAACUUCAUUAGAAUAUCCAAAUGCUGGUUUCAACAGCAAAAUAGAUGGUUGAUCUAUGGGCAAAGUUCAUUUGCAGUACAUUCACCAUGAGAAAUCUCAUCUCAUUUGGUUGAAAAUUCAAUGAAGUGCCUUGUUUGUAAUGCCUUUUUUUAAAUGUAUGAUAGAUUGUAGGUCUCUACAUGGUAAAUGUUAUACCCAAUCAUAAGUGUGGUUCUAGUGUACACUAUAUACACAAAAGUAUGUGGGCACCCCUUCAAAUUAGUGGAUUCGGCUAUUUCAGCCACACCCGUUGCU